Solanum verrucosum is the source of this 1137-nucleotide messenger RNA. RefSeq lists its product as uncharacterized. Bases 1 to 1128 code for a protein of 375 amino acids. The record is from RefSeq and is a predicted model, not a curated record. Gene Ontology annotation, molecular function: protein binding. The transcript is spliced from 13 exons. Lineage: Eukaryota; Viridiplantae; Streptophyta; Magnoliopsida; Solanales; Solanaceae.
AUGUCGGAGUUGAAGGCAAAGUGUUUGAAGAAAGCAGUGGUUCCUUCCACUCUAAUACAGCAUCCAUCCCCUGCCAAUCUUCAGUCUACUCGUCUUGCCAUUCAUAUGAAUGAUGAUAAUGAUUCUUCUUGUUGGGUUUACAUUGCUUCUGGUUCCCGCAUUUAUAAAGUUCUUAUUCCAAUGGAAAAUUCACUGCUCAAUCUUGGAAAGGAGGACCUUCUAAUUCCUGAACAAUGUGAGGUUCUAGAGGCUUCAGUGGUCAAUCACUGCCCACAUCGAUCAGAAAUCCAAAGUAUAAUGCUAGCUGAAACUGAAAGCCCUGGUUGCUCAAUUCUGGGAAGUGUGGAUUCUUAUGGUCACCUUAUUGUCUCUAGAUUGGAUGCCAGUGGCGACGAUGUCAACGGGCUUACAUAUUCUGUCUCUCCUCGAGAUUGCGGUGUUGGAGAAGGUAGCUGGGCAGGCCUGUGCUUCAAUCCCACUCAACGAUCCAUGGCAGCUGUGGCUCACAGUUUCUCUAAAACCAUUGAUGUCUAUGACCAAGAUAUUCAUGUCCGUACAUUACGUCCAUUGUGGCAUCCAUCUUCACUUAUGUUCAUGCAAAAUUUGGACUUAGGCGGUGGAAAUUCUGUAUUAGCAGUUGCAGAAGGUUGCCAGCUGACAAUAUGGGACUUGCGAAUGAAAGAAAAGGGUGGUUGUGUGCGUCGAAUCUGUGGAUCUGUAGGAGAUAACUUGUAUGCAGUCUGUAAUUCUUCAAAAGGUACUAUUGCGGCAGGUGGAGCUGACCGCACUGUGACUGUCUAUGAUCCUCGCAGGUGGUCAGCAGUGUCAAGAUGGCUAAACUGCUCUAAGUAUGAGAUAACUGGACUUGCUUUCUCUUCCGUUGAUCCUGAAUAUGUCUAUGUACAAGGAGUUGACUACGAGGUCGUCUGUGGACGAUGGCGUGAAAGCAAGAAAAUAUUUUCGUAUCGAGGAGAUUCUAAUUGGCUCGGAUUUAGCAAGUGUUCAGACAGGGAUGUCUUGGGAGGUUGGUCCGACUCAGGUAGCAUAUUUGUUGCUGAUAUUCGUGCUGUGAACGGAUUACACCUAUCAAUUGACUUAGAUGUCCCUGCUGCAACCAGUUUAUUUUAAUUUGUUUUU